Elaeis guineensis (African oil palm) is the source of this 1587-nucleotide messenger RNA. RefSeq names its product jasmonate-induced oxygenase 2. Lineage: Eukaryota; Viridiplantae; Streptophyta; Magnoliopsida; Arecales; Arecaceae. The record is from RefSeq and is a predicted model, not a curated record.
CUCCUUUUACUCUCCCUACCAUUCCCCUUUCUCUCUCCUCUUCCUUAGCUCCAUCAGGUGUUCUUCUUCUUCUUCUUCUACGUCUCCCUUUAUGAUCUCUUUAUAUAUCUAUCAUGGUUUGUCGGGAAGAGUCGUGCCAUAGCAUCAUCAACGUACUGGCCUUUUGUACUGCUUGUAUCGUAGAAUCCAAUUAAUCUCGGCUAUUGAAGGAUUCGAUAAUUGUUAUAAAUGGAUUGCAUCCAGGACUGGCCCGAACCAGUCGUCCGCGUCCAGUCCCUGUCGGACAGCGGCGCCACCAGGAUCCCCGAGAGAUACGUAAAGCCGGCCGCCGACCGGCCUUCUUCGGCCCCGUGCGCCGACCUACGCAUCCCGGUCAUCGACCUCGCUACGCUCGCCAGCGAUGGCCCCGUCGACUGCGCGGCGGUCGUCCAGGCGGUGUCGGGCGCGUGCAGGGACUGGGGGUUCUUCCAGGUGGUGAACCAUGGGGUGGACCCAAGCUUGAUAAGAAGGAUAAGGGAAGUGUGGGGGAGCUUCUUCCACUUACCCAUGGAAGCGAAGCAGGUGUAUGCCAAUUCCCCGAAGACUUACGAGGGCUACGGCAGCCGGCUCGGGAUCGAGAAGGGUGCCAUUCUUGACUGGGGUGACUACUACUUCCUCCACGUCCUCCCCUCAUCCCUCAAAAGCCUUCACAAGUGGCCCGCCCUUCCUCCCACCUUGAGCAGGGAGACUACCGACGAGUAUAGCCGAGAAGUGUUAAAGCUGUGCGAAAGAGUGAUGAAGGUGCUGUCGUUGGGCCUGGGACUGGAGGACGAUUUCCUACAGAAGGCGUUCGGUGGGGAUGACGCGGGGGCAUGUAUGAGGGUCAAUUUCUACCCCAAGUGCCCCCAACCGGACCUCACUCUCGGCCUCUCCUCGCAUUCGGACCCCGGAGGCAUAACCGUCCUCCUGGCCGACGACCGGGUCAAGGGCCUUCAGGUUCGCCGAGGCGAUGCUUGGGUCACCGUUCAGCCGGUUCCCGAUGCCUUCAUCAUUAACGUCGGAGAUCAAGUUCAGGUGCUAAGCAAUGCGACAUACAAGAGUGUGGAGCAUAGGGUGGUGGUGAAUUCAGAAACCGAGCGACUAUCUUUCGCCUUCUUCUACAACCCAAAAAGCGACUUGCUGAUUAGACCAGCCCCUGAGCUGGUGACAUCUGAACAUCCUGCUCUUUAUCCGCCUAUGUCAUUCGAUGAGUAUCGCCUCUACAUUAGGAGGAAGGGUCCUCGUGGAAAAUCUCAAGUUGAAUCACUCAAGGCCGUCUGAUGAUGAUAAUGACGGCGAUUUGGAUCUCAUAUCCUCUCCCCUCUGUACAUGAAUAAGAGUAUAGAUAUGUAAAUCAUGAUGAGCCCAUCAGGUGUGUGUCCUCAGACAGACCUCGUGAUUCGGGCAUCCCACGGUUCUCUCACGCGCAAAAAAACAAAAGUUUAAAAUGGAAAAUUUUGUUGGGCGGGACCACCCAUGCUCCUCGGUCGUCGUCAUUAGCCGUUUUCUAUAUGGUGGGACCCACCACGAGGUCGCGUAAGCAAUUAUGGAUGAGCUCAAUUUGGAUCA